AUGCGCCUUCGCUUUCAUUUCUGCGCCACUCUGUCUUAUGCCUCCUCGUUUUUUUUUUCCUUUUUGCGAAGUGUGCCGCAAAAAACCCGCCUCCGCAUCGAGGGGAAGGGAGCGGAGGAGGAAGAGCGAGUACGGAAGAAACACGGUGGACUCCCCGAGUCUGGCCCGAUGGCGCACCCUCCUGUGGCACGCAAUUCGCAAGCAGCAAGAAACCCGUGCACUGUCGCCAUUGAUGGACCCGCAAUUAAUUUGCGGGAGGUGGCUGAGUUGUGCCGCCGCGGCGCGACGGAAGAGGUGCGGGCUGUUUUUUGGAAACUGCUGAUGGGGUUUCUCUCGCCUGAGAAGUCACAUUGGGCGAAGCAGUGGGAAAAAAAGACGCUGGAGUAUCGUGAACUUGUCCAUCGUGUGUGUCAGUUGGACGAGAGGGGGAACGUGGUGGUGGGAGAGCGCAGGUACCGCGCGGUGGAUGUUGACGCCCCCCGCACGCUGCCUUCCAUGCACUUCUUUAAAUGUGGAGAACCCGCCCCGACUGAUGAGGGCCUCCCAGUCGCCUUCUCGCCGACGCAGCACAGCCUGCGCCGCAUUCUCCACACCGUCGCCGGCGAGAACAAGAGGCAAGGAUAUGUACAGGGAAUGAACGAACUCGUGGGACAUUUGUUGUACGCGUUUGCCGCCGGACGCUGCGAGGCCGUCAACGAGCAACUGGAGAGUGAGGUUUUCUUUUGUUUCAAAACCAUGCUUGCGUGCCUAGGCGAUAAUUUUUUUCGCAGCUGGAAUCAUACUCAGGAUGCUGGCGGGGAAGACACAAUCCAUGAUUUUGAGCGUCUCUUGCAGUUCUUCGAGCCGGAGCUUUGGGAGCAUUUGAAGAUGAACCAAAUCGAGUCAGAGUUCUACGCCUUCCGUUGGGUGACGCUCCUUUUCACGCAGGAGUUUUACGUGCCGGAGGUGCUUCGAGUUUGGGAUUUUUUGUUUUCCUACCGUGGGGAACUGCGCGGCGUCGUGCUUUUUGUCGCUGUCGCCAUGCUACAUUGCCUACGCGAUAGUCUGCUGUCGCUCAGUGAUCUCUCUGAGCUUCUCCCUUUGCUGCAGUCGUACCCCUCAUGCGACGUGGAGGAGUUUCUCAAUGUUGCCAAGAGCUGGAUCGCGGGAUACGGCUUCGGUUUAGUGAAGGUCUUGCGCGCAGCGACGCCAGAAGAAGUGAGGCAGCUGCGGCGUUGCCACCCCAUGCGUCGUCUGGGCGAUGAUGUAUGGCUUAGCGCCUCCCGUGCUUUGGCGAGUACGCAGGAGUGGGGCAAGCGUCUGCUUCGAUGGCGGUAG
Trypanosoma conorhini is the source of this 1317-nucleotide messenger RNA. Its product is annotated as GTPase activating protein of Rab-like GTPase. Gene Ontology annotation, molecular function: GTPase activator activity. Gene Ontology annotation, biological process: activation of GTPase activity; intracellular protein transport. The transcript has a single exon. The record is from RefSeq and is a predicted model, not a curated record. NCBI's taxonomy places the organism in Eukaryota, Euglenozoa, Kinetoplastea, Trypanosomatida, Trypanosomatidae. The coding region runs from base 1 to 1317 and encodes 438 amino acids.